Molecule: messenger RNA, 1106 nt
Organism: Pongo pygmaeus (Bornean orangutan)
Lineage: Eukaryota; Metazoa; Chordata; Mammalia; Primates; Hominidae
Gene: RPL32
Product: ribosomal protein L32
Exons: 8
Coding region: 454-1059 (201 amino acids)
Biological process (GO): translation
Cellular component (GO): cytosolic large ribosomal subunit; ribosome
Molecular function (GO): structural constituent of ribosome
Source: RefSeq, a predicted model, not a curated record
ACUGAUUCUGUCUUGAGGAUGGGAUACUAAGGGCUAAAGUUUCUCGCUGGUGCGUGUCUCUGUUUUAUGGCAAUCCUACAGUGAGCACCAUCUUCCUGGGGUGCAGGAGGUGAAGGGGAGACCGGCUCGCACUCGGGAGCAGCAAGGGGCCCGGCUUCCCUGGUCUUAUUGGCCUUGCCAGCGCUGAGAGUGGACAGGUGCUCCCAGUUACCUGCAGCAGCUCCACGGCAGAAAUGGAGAAGACGUGGAGGCAGAAGAUCUUGGAGCCAUUGUAGCCGACCACAAAGCCCUGCAGCUUCUGCCGGUGCACAGGGAAGGUGCAGCUUUGAUGUUGAGAAAGUGGAGAGGCAGCAAAGUGGGAUUCCACUUCUAUUACAGAAGAAAUAUACAUCUCUCUACACAGAAGAACGUUUACAAGAAUAAGCUCCAAACUAUUAACAGCGUUUCUGGGUCAUGCUGAUGCAAGAACUGGAUUCCCAUGGCUUUGGGCAGCUAUGCUCCUGUGGCUUUGCAAGAGCCGGAGCCGGAAGUGCUUGCCUUUUUCCCUGCCAGGACCCAGGUGUUACGUCCCAUCAGCCCUUGCGCGCCACCGUCCCUUCUCUCUUCCUCGGCGCUGCCUACGGAGGUGGCAGCCAUCUUCUCCUCGGCAUCAUGGCCGCCCUCAGACCCCUUGUGAAGCCCAAGAUCGUCAAGAAGAGAACCAAGAAGUUCAUCCGGCAUCAGUCAGACCGAUAUGUCAAAAUUAAGCGUAACUGGCGGAAACCCAGAGGCAUUGACAACAGGGUUCGUAGAAGAUUCAAGGGCCAGAUCUUGAUGCCCAACAUUGGUUAUGGAAGCAACAAAAAAACAAAGCACAUGCUGCCCAGUGGCUUCCGGAAGUUCCUGGUCCACAACGUCAAGGAGCUGGAAGUGCUGCUGAUGUGCAACAAAUCUUACUGUGCCGAGAUCGCUCACAAUGUUUCCUCCAAGAACCGCAAAGCCAUCGUGGAAAGAGCUGCCCAGCUGGCCAUCAGAGUCACCAACCCCAAUGCCAGGCUGCGCAGUGAAGAAAAUGAGUAGACAGCUCAUGUGCACGUUUUCUGUUUAAAUAAAUGUAAAAACUGCCA